This is a messenger RNA of Aricia agestis (brown argus), 3881 nucleotides long. RefSeq names its product tudor domain-containing protein 7B (gene tapas). The transcript has 20 exons. The coding region runs from base 106 to 3330 and encodes 1074 amino acids. NCBI's taxonomy places the organism in Eukaryota, Metazoa, Arthropoda, Insecta, Lepidoptera, Lycaenidae. Gene Ontology annotation, biological process: spermatogenesis. The record is from RefSeq and is a predicted model, not a curated record.
ACAUCGAACACCAGUUAAAACUGAAAAUUAAAAACUAAAAACCACUGAAAACAAAUGGUUAGAACUUAGAAGCGACUUGAGGUUUACUCAGAUUCAGGUAAUAUAAUGUCAGAAAAAGAGCAAGUUAUACAGGCUUUACGUGCUACCCUAAUUUCUGUUAAAGGUGCACUCACAUUGAAACAAUGUAAUAGAGAUUAUCGAGAGCUACAAGGUGAAUAUAUACCAUAUAAAAAAUUAGGAUAUACAACAUUGGACAAGUUGUUUCAUGAUGUACCAGGAUUUAAGAUUUCUCAAGUUAAUGGCGAAUGGGUUGUAGAUGCAAUAGCUAGUCAAGAAACUCAGCAUAUUGCAUCAAUGGUAGCCCGCCAGAAAACAAGCAAGAAGGCCUCAGCAAAGCUUAGUUAUGCAAAUAAUUUUUCUAAGAAGCAAGGCUCUUGGCGGAAACCCACUACUCAGUAUCAGACAAAUAAUUAUGUUGAUCAAUACUCAAAGAAAUUUUAUAGACCUAAUAAUUCACUAUCUCCAUACAAUAACAACAAUUACAAUAAGUUCAAUAAAUUUAAUAAAUAUAAUGAAUACAAAGGUACAUCAUACACUAAACCAAGGCCAUUAUUAGAAACAAAUGACCAAAAUGUUACGAAAACUGUAAGCCAACCUACAAAUGAGAGAGAACCGACUAAUGUUUCUGACGAAAUUCAACAUUCCACUAAACCUGAAAAAUUUACUGAAGUUAAGCCAUCAGGUAAAAUAUCGGCAUCGCAAAGACUUUCGAACUUACGGGACCGCCUGAAUACUGUUGACCUCAUACCCUUACAGCUUCCAGUUCACCACGAAGUUAAAGAAUCUCAGCCAGUUGUAACACCACAAACAGUGAAAUUGGAGCCACCCCCAGAUUUGCUAUCUUCCACGGCUAAACUAGAGUGGAUGUGCCAAAAGCUUGGCCUUCCUGAACCUGUUUAUAAAGUUCACGACUUUUUACCAAAGCAGGGCUCCAAGACUUACGACUGCAGUGUAAAAGUAGGCAACGAGUACACUGCCCGGACGUACCCUAACUCAUCGCCGACGGAGGAUUUAGCAAAGGAAUUGGCGGCCCUCAAAAUAUUAGAUGUUAUAAUGGAAAAAGCAUCCUUACAUUUAGAAACACUCCGAACCUCGUCAAGUGAGGACGCGCUUGCGGGACUAGUGAGCCUGGUCUCUGAUCACUCAGCUGGUGUUUGGGCGUUUGAUGUCCCACGACUAUACACAGAAAAAUAUAACGAGAAAUUGCCUAACGAUUGGGAGAAGUUGGUGGAGAAAUGUCCAAAUAUUCUCAAGGAAAGGGUUGUCAAUGAUCAAUUAGUAUUGUUGCCCAAUACUCAGCAAACAACGAAUCUUCUCAGUGAAAGAAAUCGUCAGGAGAUCACAAUAGAGAGCGAUUUACCCCCCCUGCAAUUUCCGGAUCAUGACUUUUGGAAUGUGUUUAUAACUGUCGCCAACUCCACACUCGAAAUUUGGCUAAGGAUUAUAGGCACAGAAUAUAGUGAUGCUUUCGAGGUCCUUUUAGCUGACAUGGAUGCGCACUACAAAAAUUCUGGUACAUGUGUGGACAAAUCUAUGAUUUUGAUUAAUGCCUGGUACGCAGUUAAACUUGAAGAAGGCGGCUGGCAACGAGCGAAAAUUCUAGAAAUCGACGACAGGAAAGCGACCGUGUUCCUCGGCGACCACGGAGACGACGAUGUGGUUCCCCUCAACAACAUCAAGAUACUCGAACCGCAAUUCAGAAAGCUGCCCGCUCAGGCCAUCCUGUGCCGGCUGGAGGGCGCGGAGGAGCUGGCGGCGUCUGCGGCUGGCGCGGCGCUGGUGCGGCGGCGGCUGCCGGGCGAGGUGCUGGUGGCGGCGCCCGGCCCCCGCCACGACCCCGCCGACCCCUCCGUCGCCCUCGUGCUCUACGACACCUCCACCCACCGCGACCUCAACCUCAACCACGAGAUCGUGCACGACUUCUGCAUGGCCGGCGCCUUCACGAUCACGCAGAAAGCGAGCGAGGUGGAGGUGGGUUGCGUGACUGAGGAGGGGCGCGUGUGGGUGUGUCGCGCGGGCGGCGCCGCCACCGUGCGCGCAGCGCUCGCGCUGCUCACGGCCGGCCCCUACCGCCGCCCCCUGCCCGCCGCGCCCAAGGCCCCGCCCCCGAACCAGCGCACGCUCUACAUCGUGCGCACCAUCGACGGGGACUGGGUCCGCUGCACCAUAAUAAGCGGUCUAGACGGCGAGGGCACGGUGCGCACGCAGCUCGUAGACAGCGGCCUCAUACUGCGCGCGCCGCUCUCCUCCCUCGUGCCCUUACAGUCCUUCUCACCAGCUUUGAAUACUUACCCGCAUCAGGCGCUGCAGGUGCGUCUGGCGGGCGCGGAGGCAGCGGCGGCUGCGAUGGUGGGGCGGCUGCGCGAGCUGUUGGUGGGCGCGCGCGUGCUGUGCCGCGCAGUCGGCGCCCCGCCCCCCGCCCCCGCCGCGCCGCAGGUCGAGCUGUUCGUGCGCACCGGCCCGCAGAACAUGCUCGCCUCCGUCAACAACGACAUCACGCUGCAACACGAGCAGCUCACACAAGGCAAGUCAAAGGAAGCGGAAAAGGAUUCCGACGGCUUUAGCGACGCAGUGGAGGCGCUGCACAAAAAGAAGGAGCGGAUAUUCCGCAGCACGUCCGCGCCGGACGAGCGGCCGGCGGGCGCGCUGCCGCCGCCGCCGCUGCCCGCGCCCGGACAGAGCUUCGACGUCUUCGUCGCCAUGGCCGCCAACCCGUGGAACUUCGUGGUACAGCCGAACAGUACCCGGCACACGUUCCACGCGAUGAUGGCGACACUGCAGGUGGAGUGCCCCAAGAUCCCCGAGAGCGAGGCCCCCGCCAGUCCCGCCAGCGGCGAGCUCUACACCGCCUACUACAAAAACGACUCCUCCUGGUAUAGGGUGGUGAUCGCGGGCGUGGUGUCGACGGAGAUGGUGUCGGUGUAUUUCUGCGACUUCGGCGACCUGACGGUGUUGUCGGCGCGCGCGCUCCGUCCCGUGCCCGCUGCGGCGCCGCUCGCGCGCUCUCUGCCACCGCAAGCCAUCAAGGCGCGCCUACACAACGCGUGGCCACUGCACCAGGACUGGACGGUGGAGGACUGCCUGCGGUUCCAGGAGCUGUGCGUGGAGCAGCAGUUUGUGGGCGUGUGCCGCGAGGUGAGCCGCGACCCCCUCAACCCGCACGAGCCGCUGCUCACGCUCGACCUUAUAGACACCUCCACCGACGACGACAUCUACCUCAACAGCCAGCUCGUCGCCGAGCGCCGCGCCCGACCCGACCCCCCCAACUGAUACGCGACCCGACCGCGACCCCCGCGCUAGCCGGAUAGCGCGAUAGGGGCCUAAAAUUCACCUGCAAACUUAUCUGACUAGUUUUACACCACAUUCGUCUGGCCCCGGGCUAAAUACACGAUGGACUUGUCUUACGACGAUUAUUAAUAUUUGUUUUCAAAUAAUUAAUCAAUAUCAAUUACCAAGGUUCGAAAAAAAAAAUAGUUCCGUGGUCGGCAGCAUUCGGGUUCGAUCGGCCGUGACAUUCGGCGCUGAAUCGCUAAGCCACAGAAGUCGCCAUUAAAGGAGAGAUGCGAUUAUUAAUUACUGUAAUAAGAAUUUUGCGUUACUGGUUCUCGUCCAUUGACAGAUAAGUUUGUGGCAUUGUAUGUAGAAAUUAUCCUAUCAUCCUAUCGUCUAUGGACAUAGAAAGUAAUCAAUAUUAUUUGUAGGCUUCCAAUACCAUCAGCUAAACACAAUAGAUAUAAGAUCCAUAAGGAAAUUGAGUUAGGGAGGGAAAAAGGGGAUUUCGCGACAAGCUCGAGCGUGUCGGAUUAACCGAUUCAAUGCGG